Molecule: messenger RNA, 768 nt
Organism: Talaromyces rugulosus
Lineage: Eukaryota; Fungi; Ascomycota; Eurotiomycetes; Eurotiales; Trichocomaceae
Exons: 2
Coding region: 1-768 (255 amino acids)
Source: RefSeq, a predicted model, not a curated record
AUGAACAAUAACCAAGCUGGUCGUUUGUUAAGUCUUUUAUGUGGAAUUAAUUGGACUCGCCAAAAGGCUGUGGUCUUAAAUAUACCUCGGACUCGUGAUGUUGGUUUUGCCCUGGCCACUAUUUUCAACUUCCCGAGAGAAGAAGAUAGUACUAGGGUGACGCUCGACUGGGUGCUGAAGUGUCUGAAAAGUUAUCAGAAUUGCAAUGAUGAUGUUUGGGGCACCGCGUUUCUCGAGACUGUAGUGUUCAACGUGCUCAAUAUUGGGGACAAAGUUGAGUGCACCGAUGAAGUUCGAGACUAUCUUUGCAGGUUGGGUAGUCAAGAAACCCUGUUUGUCUCCCUGCUAGAGUUGCUUCCAGACCCGUAUUCCCUGGUGGGAAAAGAGCUGAGAGAUGUGUGGAAACUGGUUGAUGAUUCGAACGGGACUUGCAGGACAGCUUUGGUGCCUCAACUGGACCCGCAGGCUUUCCAAUUAAGAAGCACCGACAAUCAAUUUCUCGCCUUCGCACUGCCGUCACGCAUCAAAGCCAAAGCCAAAGCCGCCUUUUUAAGUUCUCCUGUCGCCGGCUUGCGCGUUACCAUAAAAGACAAUAUCCAUCUCAAGGGAAUCAAGACUUCGGUAGGCAAUCCAGCGUUUUUCGAUACGUAUACUGUGCGCCAGGAAUCCGCAGAAUUCAUUCAGAAAUUACUUGAUGGAGGAGUUUCUGUGGUUGGCAAGAGCAAGAUGAAUUCAGGCACCAUGGAAUCCUCGCGCAGAUGGCUAUGA